Molecule: messenger RNA, 201 nt
Organism: Protopolystoma xenopodis
Lineage: Eukaryota; Metazoa; Platyhelminthes; Monogenea; Polystomatidea; Polystomatidae
Source: the annotation of a GenBank genome assembly
AUGAACGAAUGCUCAGCACGUUUUCACCCGAAACGAGCGAGGAAAUCCCAUGGAAUGCGUCAACAUGAAUAUCGUAUCAAAGCCAAACGGCUGCAGUACAACGAGAUUGCUCCGUCCUCGUCGGGUGAGAUCGACCAACCAAUUUCUUCUUCAUGCACUUUCAUCCGACAUGAAGGUCCCCCUAACAAUCAUAUAAGGUAA